AGGAAAUAAGUCGGGCGUUCUAAUGGCGCACUCCGCUUAAAUUUCCAGUUUCCCCUCUUUCCGCUCUCCAAACAACAACAAUAACAAUGUUCGGAGCUCAAGCUUCCUCCUCCGCCUUCGGCACCCCCUCUUCAACCCCAGCCUUCGGCACUCCCUCUACGACCCUUGCUUUUGGUACUCCGUCUUCGACUCCGGCAUUUGGAACUCCCUCUUCGGCACCGUCUUUCGCCACUGGAUUCGGUUCUUCUCUCUUCGCCACCCCGUUCUCUUCUCAGCCCCAGCAACAACAACAGCAACAACAGCAACUCACUCCAUUGUUUCAGCAACCGGCUUCUACGGGUUUCGGGUUCCAAACGCCAGCGUUCUCUACGCCGCAGCCCUCUCCUUUCCCCAAUGCGCAACUGACUACUCAGAUGGCUCCCGUGACCCCUCUCCCUUUCUCUCUCGCCGAUCGAGAUAUUCAAGCAAUUGUCGAUGCUUAUAAGAGCGAGCCUGGAAACCCUAAAUAUGCUUUUAAGCAUUUGUUGUUCAGCGUGACAGAUCCGCAGUUUAAGGUGAAGCCUGCUGGUGUAUCAGAUAUUAUGUGGGCAGAGGCUAUGGGGAAACUGGAGGGUAUGGAAAGUGCUGACCGGGAACGCCUGUGGCCUCAGCUUGUUCAGGGUUUUAAGGAUCUUUCACAGCGUCUUAAGCUCCAAGAUGAAGUCAUUGUUUCGGAUGCUGAGAGAUUGCGAAUUACUCAAAGCAAUGUGAAGAUGCUUCAAAGACAUUUUCAAGCUGACACUCUUCCUCGGAUCGAAAGAAUGAGACAGAAAGAGCAAGCUCUUCAAAGGCGUCUUUUAAGGGUAAUGAGAAUAGUGGAGGCAUUGGAGGGUAAGGGUUUCAGAUUACCGUUAACGAAAGGGGAAGCUGAAUUGGCCGAGAAGUUAGCUGCAAUAACUAGACAGUUGAAAGGAUCUGGAGCAGAACUUUCUAAGAGGGUACAAAACCUGCUCACUUUGUCUCGUGUUCAAGCAAAUGGCAUUGGGGCUGGCAGUUCUAUUUAUCUUCCAGGAUCAACCAAAAUAGAUGAACAGAGUCUUGCUGAUAUGCAGGAGGUCUUACAACAGCAGACGGAGGCCAUUGCUAGGCUUGGCAAUGUUUUGAAGCGAGAUAUCAGGGACAUGGAGAUCAUAAUGGCCGAGGACACACAACGGACAGAAUUUAUGAGCUAAAUAAGCUUAAGAUGCCCAAGGCACUGGUGAAUUUAUUUACAAUGAUGUUUACAAUCUGUUGGCGAGUUUUUGCAUGAGGUAACUUGAAAAGUCAGUAACGGCUGAUGUAAGUCUCAACCCCCCAACCUUUUCAUUUGGGACUCUUUAUUGAUUGGAAAGCAUUUGAAACUGUUGUCUUAAAUUUAAAUGCUAAGUUUAAAUGUGUAACUAUUGAAGGAAUAUAUAGAUAUGCUAAUAUAUUUAGUUAGUUGUGAUA
Messenger RNA from Juglans regia (Persian walnut), 1467 nucleotides. Its product is annotated as nuclear pore complex protein NUP54-like. Gene Ontology annotation, cellular component: nuclear pore central transport channel; nuclear pore. The record is from RefSeq and is a predicted model, not a curated record. The coding region runs from base 87 to 1211 and encodes 374 amino acids. NCBI's taxonomy places the organism in Eukaryota, Viridiplantae, Streptophyta, Magnoliopsida, Fagales, Juglandaceae. Gene Ontology annotation, molecular function: structural constituent of nuclear pore. The transcript has 9 exons. Gene Ontology annotation, biological process: nuclear pore organization; protein localization to nuclear inner membrane; NLS-bearing protein import into nucleus.